CUCUCUCUCUCUCUCUCUCUCUGUGUAUAAAUAUUUCUUAUCAAAUCUCUGGUUCAAAAUCUCUCAUCGAUUCAAUUGAAGUUUCAUAUUCAGCUCCUUGUUUCAGUAAAUUAUAAUGAAAGCAGAAGAUCAAGUAGAAGUCGGCAUCUAUCCUUCUUCUUUUUCUUCUUCCCUCUCCUUAACAAAAUGGUGGUCAAAGGAGACAGUAGCCAUAGUAACCGGAGCGAACAAAGGGAUCGGAUUUGCUGUGGUGAAGAGACUUGCAGAGCUGGGAUUGACUGUAAUUUUAACAGCCAGAGAUGUGGAGAGAGGAGAAAAAGCAGUUGAUUUACUGAGAAGGCAAGGGCUUCUCCAUGUGAGCUUCUGUCAACUGGAUGUUUCUGACUCUUCUUCUAUCAGAACCUUCGUUUUAUGGUUCAAAAACAAGUUUGGAGUCCUGGAUAUUCUUGUGAAUAAUGCAGCAGUAUCAUUCAUGACAUUGGAAAACUCAGUGGAGCAUGCAGAGAUGUAUGAAAACUAAUUUCUAUGGGCCAAGCUUCUCACUGAAUCCCUCUUGCCCUUCUUGUCUAUCUCCUUCCAAAGCUCGAAUACUCAACUUAGCUCAAGACUUGGCUCAUUAAGUAAAGUGAGAAACCCUAACAUAAAGCAAAUUCUUCAACAAGAAGACCUCUCAGAGGAUCAAAUUGACCAAAUUGCCAAAUUAUUUCUCCAAACUGUGAAGAAUGGGACAUGGGAGAGCCAAGGCUGGCCAAAACUAUGGACAGAUUAUGCAGUCUCAAAGCUUGCCCUAAAUGCAUACUCUAGGGUUUUGGCAAAGCGUUACGAAAAAAAGGGAAUCAGUGUAAAUUAUUACUGUCCUGGCUUCACACAGACGUCUAUGACUCGUGGUCAAGGCACUCAUUCUGCAAAUGAUGCUGCAGAAGUCGUCGCAAGGCUCGUUUUGCUUCUUCCUGAAGAGCUCUCAACAGCUAAAUUCUAUAUAGGGUUUAACCCAUUUGUUAAAUCUAAAUUAUAAGAUGUAUUGGAUCGUUACGAACUAGUUAAAAUAAUUUUUGUGAUCAAGUGAUUGCAUAAUGUCUUCAAUGUAAACUGUGUUGAAGACGAUCGUUGUGAAUUAUUCUAUUUAGGGUUUGGUCCAUAUGUUAAGUCUAAGUUAUAGAAGAUGUAUUUG
Molecule: messenger RNA, 1171 nt
Organism: Pistacia vera
Lineage: Eukaryota; Viridiplantae; Streptophyta; Magnoliopsida; Sapindales; Anacardiaceae
Product: (+)-neomenthol dehydrogenase
Cellular component (GO): membrane
Source: RefSeq, a predicted model, not a curated record